AUGGCGACAACUUGGGCUGAUAUAAAGCGUCUUGCUGCUGAUUUACAGCGUGUUCAGUUGUUAGAAGGAACUAAGAAAUUGUCUGAGAAAAACUGUGUCGAAGUCGUUUCGAUUUUAAUUGGAUCUAAAGCAGUAGAUUUGGUCUUCACAGUUGAUGGUCAACACUAUAUAACAAAGAAGCACCUUUUAACGGAAAUAAAAAAUGAAUGUCUAGGAAAUGGCGGCCGAAUAUCGCUGUCAGCUCUUGCGCAAGUUUUGAAUGUAAAUUAUGAUGUUAUUGAAAGUGUUGGUUCAUUUCACAGGCUAAGUCAUUCUAGGCUCUUAGAAAAUGCCUUGUUUUUUUUCUUCAGGUGCUAUAUUGAUCAUUUAUGCAGUGAAAUAAAUGAGCAACUUACUGAGGUUGGCGCAUUGUCAAUAUCGUAUCUAGUGAAAAAUUGGAAUUUGCCUUUUGAUUUGUUGAAUGAUCAUAUUUUUGCUAAAGUUGGAUGCAAAAUCAAUGCUACCCGUGAUUUUGAUAUUUUAUACACGCAAAACUACCUUUCUGCGCAGAAAAAUUUGAUUCGAGCUGUUGUGAACGCAUUAACGAAAGUGACACCAGUAUCCAAGAUGAUUGAUUCUAUAGGAAUUUCUCCAUCGCUUUUUUGGACACUUUUCGAUGAACUGUUAAGUUGUAAUGAAAUUCCUGGGAAAACCAUUGGAAGUCGAAACAGUAGUCAUAUUUUCUAUGUACCAAAUAUACAUACCAAACUUUCUCGACUUUUUGUGACGAAGACUUUUGCUGAGCAUCAAUUAUUAGAAUUAUCGAUUUUAAAAAAGCUGUCGAUCACGGAUCCUCUCAGUUUUUUAAAGGAGCUUCUGCCGGAGUCAGACUUUAAAUCACUUAUUUUCUUACCAUCUAAACUUUUGAAGGAAAUUAUGGAAAAUGUGGAAAACGAGGUUCAACUUGUUGAUCGGACGACGAUUGAAAAAAGCAAGAAAGGACAAAAGCAAGCAUCGAAAACUGAGGACGUUGUUGGUGAUUUUUUCUAUAUUGAUUUGUUUAUUAUUUUAAUUUUUUAUUAUUGUUUUAUUUUUUUAUUUUUUUUUCUUCUAGUAGAUCACCUUUGCUGA
This is a messenger RNA of Dracunculus medinensis (Guinea worm), 1110 nucleotides long. The record is from the annotation of a GenBank genome assembly. NCBI's taxonomy places the organism in Eukaryota, Metazoa, Nematoda, Chromadorea, Rhabditida, Dracunculidae.